GCCACUUUGUGUGUGUCCCUGGACUCCUGAGCAGCGCCGACGUGCUGAGGACCGACUGCCGGCACGAGAGCAUGAGCGCAAUCGACAAGGACAGAGAGAAGACCGACGUGCCCGCCGUAUCUCCCUCCUCUGUGCCUCCCACGUCGUCGUCGACGUACACGAACGGUAGCUGUGUCGAACCACCCGCAAAAACGAACGUAGCUGCGCCGUCUCCUGCAGGCGACAAAGAUACCAGCAGUGCAGACGCCAAAGAGCGACCUCCAUCCCUCCUCAAACUUGUCAUUCCAAUCCGCGAUCCAGCCCGUGAAGGCUUGACGUCCGUGAGCUCCAGCUCGGUGCCAUCAUCCAGCUCGGUGAAUUCGUCCCCGGAUAGUGUUUCAACUUCGCACAGUUGCUCGGGACUGUCCGACUCGUCCACGCCGCCGCACAACUUGGAUCCGCUCGACAAAAAACGCACAUACAGCGCCCACGAAUUGCAUACGUGGGACACGCAUGGCGGCCCUCCUUCUUUCAAUCGGUCCGUGACAGCGAAUUCCGUCGAUCGCAAGCAUUCCUUGCCAUCGACGGGGCCUCCUCCAUCGUUUGGUCUGGUGUCGACGAGUUUGCAGGUCGAAAUUCAGUCGGUAACGCUCCCGCCCGACGGGGUCAAGGAAGUUGAAGACGACAAGAGCACGCACACGGUGUUUACGUUGGAGGUGCGCCUCGUGAGCGGACUGCGGUGGGUGAUCGAGAAGCGAUACUCGGACUUUCGCGACUUCCACGACCGCAUGAAGAAGGCCAACGCAACCGUGCGGAAUCUUGCGUUCCCGAAGAAGCACUACUUUCGCGGCAAGACGCAAAGCGUGAUCGAACAGCGCCGCCUCGACCUGGAGAAGUACCUCAAGGACAUCUUGAAUGUCCAGCCGCUGAUGAAAAUGCCCAUCUUUAACUUCCUCGCCGUGUAUGCCCACCUCGAGUCAUACGAUCGAAAGAAGCGGCGCCAGCAAAAGGAAGUCGACAUGAAGCGCAUGAAGAACCUGUUGGCACCGGACGAAUUGGCUGACGUCCAAGUCGCGUUCCAGCGCUUGUGUACGUCCAAGGCACAAAUGACGCAUCCCAACCCUACGUCCAACAUCAGCUCGCCCAAGGGUGCGGCGGUCUCGACCGCAUCGCCCGCUGUCCCACCACCGUCUUGUUUGUCUGGGGCGUUGGUAGACGAUGGUGGCAGGGGGUUGGUAGUGCACACAUUUGUGUGCGACGACGUGUCGUCGUCAAACAACAUGAUCAGCAAGGCUGCGUUCCGUCGGGACGUCCUCAGCGUAUUUCCGGACAUGCCGUCGACGUUUGCCAUUCGAUUCAUGAAAGGAUUCAGUGACAAAACGUCCAACGACAUCUCGGUCGACGAGUUUCUCCGCGCCGUCGCGAUCCUGCGGCACGGGUCGACCGAAGACCAGCUCGUGUUUUUGUUCAACAUGUGCGACCACGACCACCUCGGGAAGCUCCAAAGCACGGGGCUGAGCAACCUCCUCGUGAGUCUGCACGGCCGGCCCGUGAUCGACAAGCCAGAGUACAAGCGGCUCGUGAACGAACUGUUUGACUACGGUCGCACGAGGCUGACCGCCGACGAUUUUGUCCAUGCGAUGCUGUCCCAACCUCUUGACCAUGUCGGCCUCGUGCUGGACUGGAUGCCACCGUUCAUGCAGAUACUGUGCGAGACCGCGAGCCCGACGCUGCUGGAGCUCCAAGAAGACUACAACCCGGUCGUGCAGCAAAAGAUCAUUGAAAAGGAAACGUCGUUCAACGCGUCCGACAUUGCGAUGCUCCAAGAUGCGUUCAUGGCGUAUCGAUCGUCGGCGGUCGACUCGGUCGGGGCAUCGUCGAGUUGCAUCGACUUGGAACUGCUGGCGGCCGAUUUCCCGCUCCAAUUCUCGGAUGCGCGCCUCGUGACCGCGUUUGCAUCGUUUGGUCCGCGUGCGAAUGGUGUCGACAUUGACAUCUUUAGCUUUGUCCAUGCACUCCACAUCGCGUGCCGAGGCACGGCCGAAGACAAAACCAAGUUUGGCUUUUGCGUGUUCUCAACCGCCAAUCGAAUGACGCGCGACGACCUGUUUGCCAUGCUUCAGCUUGAAGUUGUGCUCCAUUCGCCGCUCGAGCAGCACAUCCACACGUACUUUGAGACUGACGCGGAACAUGGCACGUCCACCGUGGUGUCGAGCGCUCAAAUCGGACUCUACGUCGAUCUGCUCUUGAGUACGAUCGGCCAUGACGGCAACUCGUGCUGGACCUUCGACCACUUCACCAAGUGGGCCACGUCCCGCCAAUUUCAAAUCGCUGCGCUCGACUUGAUGAAACGCGCUGUGUUUGUCGACCUCGGCGUGAUUCCGGCCAACAAGAAGGAAGAGGUUGAAGUCGCCAAGCUGUGCUACCAAAAGUACGACCCGUCGGCGUUGGUUGAAGGCGAAAACUGGUACAUAGUCGAGCCCGUCUGGUUUGAGCACUGGCGGCGCUACGUCGAGUUCAUUCCAGCCUUGGACCUCCACACGAACCCGUCGCCCAAGGCGCCACCGCCACCACCGUCGGCGGUCCCCAAGAGCUCGCCGGCAAAGCUGACGUCGUCCCCACCGAGCCCAGACAAGAAGAAGGAAAGCGGUGGUGCAUUUAGCAACUUGAUCAAGGCAGCCAAGCCCAAACCAGACAAUGGACCGCGCACGACAGAUACACCCAAGCCACAGACGACACCGCCGGCGCUCGCGACGAUUCUCGACACGGACAACAACGUCGUUCGUCCCAAGUAUAUCGGCAACAUUUCGCUGCUCAAAGACAAGGUGUUUAGCCCCACGGACGACAUGGUUGCGGGCAAGCACUUUGCAAUCGUGUGCGAACCGCUGUGGCGAGCGCUCAAGUCGUGGUAUGGCGGCGGGCCCGAAAUCAAGCAGACUGUCGUCGUGCUGGCCAACGGUCGCGCAACUCUGGAUCUGUGGCGAUCGGAGCAACGAGCGAUGAACGACAACGCGGCCGACAAAACCGGUUUUGACAAGCCCGUGGAGGCUGCCGACGCGUUGGCGAUGGCGGUGACCGCGUCCAAGUACAAGCGAGUGCGCGCAGGCGGGUCCGUCGGCCUCCUGAACCUGUGCAACACGUGCUACAUGAACUCUGCGCUGCAGUGUAUUGCCAACACGCCGCUCUUCAUCGACUACUUUUUGUCGGGCAUGUACAUGGACGACAUCAACCGAACGUCGACGCUCGGGAUGCAGGGAAAACUCGCCGAAGCGUUUGGCAAGUUGUCCGAGGACAUGUGGAGCACCAAGUUUAAGAACAUAUCGCCGCGGGAAUUCAAAAAGACCAUUGGCAAGUUUAACGAGGCAUUCCGCGGCACCGACCAGCAAGAUGCACAGGAGCUGAUUGCGUUCCUUCUCAGCGGGCUCAGCGAAGACUUGAACCGGAUCCACGACAAGCCGUACAUUUCCCAGCCCGACUCGGACGGCCGGUAUGACUCGGACUUGGCCGACGAGUGGUGGCGCAACCACCUCAAGCGUGAAGUCUCGAUCGUGGUCGCGCUCUUCACGGGGCAGUACAAAUCGCUCUUGACAUGCAGCGCGUGCGGAUUCAAGUCGGCGCGGUUUGAGCCGUUCACGUUUUUGCAAGUGCCGCUCCCGGAGCCGACCCACAACAACGUGACGAUCCCGGUUGUGUUUGCCGGCUCGCGGAUGCCGCAAAAGCUCAGCCUGCGUUUGAGUAUCGACGCGACCAUUGUCGACCUCAAGAUGCAGCUUGUCGACGUGUGCAUGACGGAUUUCGGCCUGCAACAUUUGACCGUGUCCGACAUCAAGAUUUGCGAGUUUGCCGGGUCGCAGAUUGUCGGAUUCAAGGCGGACAAUCGGAAGCUCGGCCAAAUCCGCAGCAUCGACCGCUUGAUUGCGUUCCAGCUCGAACCGUUGGCACCGCGCAUUGCCGAUGCCACGCGGUUCCGGCGGCCGUCGUUGGCGCCGUACGAAACCUCGAGUCCAAACAAGGACGGGCCGGUCGACGACGCGCCGCGCACGGAGGACCCGCUCACCCCCCACAUGUUGGUCGAAGUUCAAUCCAAGGGCGAGUGGGUGCCAGGCACAAUCUUGACAGUCGACAACGUCAACUUUGUGUGUGCCGUCCAGCUGCGCCACGGCGACGUCGACGAAAACGUGCCACAGCAUCGAGUCAAGGCCCGCGCGGCGCGCCUCCUCUACUGUCCCGUCAUUUCACGCAAGCUCGGGUAUUCCCCAUUGUACUUUAAGAACCCGUUCCGCCCAAUGCCGUUCGGCACACCCGACCUUGUCCGCGUCUGCCCCGAAAUGACGACCGGGGCCGAGUUGUACGCGAUGGUAUGGGAGCGCGUGCACCGUUUCUUGAAACGAUCGACGGCAGUCAGUGGCCUCGCCGUGCGUCCGCACAACGUGUCUGGGCCCGUGCAGCACAUUGACGAGUUGUUUUGCCACCAAGAUGGCCCGGCCCGAGGCAUUCCGUUUUUGCUGCGCCGCGUCGAGACCAAGGGGAUCACGGACUCGCGCACGCCAUGGCUCGUGCGAUCGUUUGGGUGGACGAUUCCGUGCAACCAAGACUUUGUCGACUUGCUCGACGACGAAUCGAUCGCCAUCGACUGGGACGUCAAGGUCCUCCAGGAGGAAGUCGACGUCGACAAGAUGAAAGCGGUCGACGUGCACCCGAGUGUGGCCAAGAACGACGGGCUGGACCAUGGACCGGUGCCACUAAGCCACUGCUUGGACGCGUUUAGUCUCGAGGAAAAGAUCCCCGAGACAUAUUGCUCGAGCUGCCGGGGCCAUCAAGAAAUGACCAAAAAGCUCGAGAUAUGGCGCCUCCCGCCCGUCAUGGUCGUCCAGCUCAAGCGGUUCCAAUACACGCAAACGUACCGCCGUAAACUCGGGACGCUGGUUCAAUUUCCCGUCCACGGCCUCGACUUGGCGUCGUGCGUUGCGCCAUUUGAAGAGUUCCCGGUCAAAUACCCCGACAAGAAGCCCGCCGAGACCGCGGAAAACAAACCGACCCACGACGAGCACCCAGUCAAGGAACCGGCGUCCGCGACGACCGUCGCUGCUCUCGCUUCAUCUCCCGCACCCAACAUGAACCGUGUCCGGAGGGGCUACACCAACACCAACUUGGAGCAGGCGCGGUGUUUGGAGACACACUAUGACUUGUACGGUGUCGUGAACCACCAGGGCGCGCUCGGUGGAGGCCAUUAUACCGCGUACGCAAAGAAUAGCAUGGACGGGAACUGGUACUGCUACGACGACGAGCGCGUGCGGUUGAUCGAAGAGAGCAAAGUGGUGUCGGCGUCAGCGUAUUUAUGUUUCUACGUCCGCAAGGACAUGGCAGACAUUACCGUGGAUGCUGUGUACCCGCCCAAGAAGGAUGGAAAGAUCACGGAAGAAGACAUCGACCGAUUUGUCGAGGAAAGCGACAAGGGCAAGUGCGCGCUCAUGUAGUCUAAUGUGCAGAAUGUCGUAGUUUCAACAAGUAGUGUCCGUCUUUGUCCGGGGCCAGAUACCGCACGUCCAUCUAUCUAGGCCCUU
This is a messenger RNA of Aphanomyces invadans, 5543 nucleotides long. RefSeq lists its product as hypothetical. Gene Ontology annotation, biological process: protein deubiquitination. The transcript is spliced from 5 exons. NCBI's taxonomy places the organism in Eukaryota, Oomycota, Saprolegniomycetes, Saprolegniales, Verrucalvaceae. Gene Ontology annotation, molecular function: phosphatidylinositol binding; cysteine-type deubiquitinase activity. The record is from RefSeq and is a predicted model, not a curated record. The coding region runs from base 72 to 5456 and encodes 1794 amino acids.